Molecule: messenger RNA, 4401 nt
Organism: Agrilus planipennis (emerald ash borer)
Lineage: Eukaryota; Metazoa; Arthropoda; Insecta; Coleoptera; Buprestidae
Gene: Mct1
Product: riboflavin transporter RibJ
Exons: 5
Coding region: 1596-3383 (595 amino acids)
Biological process (GO): monocarboxylic acid transport; transmembrane transport
Molecular function (GO): monocarboxylic acid transmembrane transporter activity
Source: RefSeq, a predicted model, not a curated record
UGUACAUAUCUUCUUACUUGUUUCCACUUGAGACUGUAGUCAUUUGCUGCGUUUUCAACACGCCCUUGUUAAGUUAAGAAAUGCUUCAUCAGUAGUACAGACAAACAAACAAAAGAGAAAGAAUAAUAGUAUGAGGUGCAGCGAUUAGAAGUUGGUUAGGCACGCAAAAGAUCAGGAUCGGCUUUAUAACUGCCUGGAUGAAAUUAUAUCUUUAAACUACUGUCUUUGCUUCCUGAGAAUGUCGAACUUUCUUUAAAGUCCGAUACUGGCAACAUGCUGAAAUUCUGCUUGUCUGCAUCUCUUUCCUUCCGUUUUCAUUAUUAGUGUCCGCUGCAAUUCCUACUCGACAUCUCUUUUCUUUGCUUACGAUAUUCUCUACAAUGUCUGUAGUGACUAAAAGGAGGCGUCUGUCAGCAACUGCUCUAGUCUAAUUAGUAAGUUGAAAGAAGAAAGUAAAUGUGACAGUUUUAUUGUGGACUAUGCCAAUUUUGAACAUCCAAAAUGUACCUAUUUGUUAUGUGGCCUGACGGUGACACUGUGUACAAGCGGUGCUGGAGAGAUUUCAUACAAUUUAUUGUUUUUUCCUCUAUUUAGCAGGUAAACACUAUUUUAUUUGAUUCUUUUUAGUUUUGAGAUAAAAAUUGUACCUGUAGGUACGUUUUGUAUUAAGACUUUGUGUAUUGUGGAAGCAUCCAUCAUGUUGACGACGACACUAUCUAUUAGCUUAUCGUAUUUUACUGCCUAAAUACUUGAUACACAUACCAAAGGGGUUGUGAAACACGAAAUAGGUAAUUCAUCAUAUUAAAUCAUUUGCUAAAUUGAAAUUUAAAAUGAAGUCUUUUAUGUUAUUUAUUCAUACGAUUUAGACAAUUGAUUCGUAAUCUUCAGGGGUCUCCAUACACUGAAAUUAUGAUAAUAAAUUACCAUUGUUGCAUCCUGAGCUGAUUUUUACACGUAUGCAAAAUUUCACAGCUACAAAGAAGUGGUAGAAAUAGUGAUUACAAUUAACUUCUCGAAUAAAAUAGAAAGAAAGAAAAUCAACAUGCGUAAAUUUAUUUGAUUUCAACAAAGGAAAGUUAAAUUGGUAACGUGCUAGUCCAGUCAGUUACCUCUACGAAUAAAAAACAAAGAAACGACCUCGAAUAGUAUUCCAAAAAUAUAGUACCUACAUUAUGCAUUUUGCGUAGCGUGAAAGGAGACUGUUCCAGAAAUAGGCACAUGUGUCUCGUCAAGAUGAGUUAUUUCGGAUUUUGAUUUUUUAAAUAUUUAAAGUUUUAGAUAGAUAUGCGCAAAUAAAUGAAAUGAGUACGUUGUCGUCGUUAUCAAAAGAAAAAAGUGCUGUCAGACGCAACCAAAGUUCCUUUAUCAAAUUAUUUGUUUCAGUUAUCUUCGAGUUGGGAGAAGGGGCAGUGGUUGCCACGAUUUUCUACGUUUUGCCUUCACUAUGGUUCGCCAGUUGCAAGGCCACUCGCGACAACAACAGCAUGUUCACGUUUAUCAUUUAUUAUUAAUCGAACGCGCGUUUACAGUUACCGACACUUGUGCGCACGUGUUUUUUUGUGACAACACUACUUUCUUCCACGUUAGAAAAUAAAAUGGUCAUUGGCGUGACAAAAAACAGGAACGAGGAUGAUGAAGACCUAGACGUGCCUCCCCCACCAGAUGGUGGAUGGGGAUGGGUCGUGGUCUUCGGAUCGUUAAUGAUUCAUGUCAUCAACGAUGGGAUUACAUAUUCAUUUGGGAUAUUUUAUGAUGAAUUUUUGGAAUACUUUAAGGAGGGUGCCGGAAAAACAUCCUGGGUCGUAUCCAUCUUGGUUGGCACCACAUUUUGUUCAGGUCCUAUAUCUAGUGCAUUUGUCAACAAGUAUGGCUGUAGAGCGGUAACUAUGGCCGGGGCUGUUCUAGCAACAGUUUCCAUGGUACUCAGCUGCUUUGCACAGAAUGUGACGACUUUACUUUUUACGAUCGGCAUUGGAACCGGUCUUGGUUUUGGCUUGAUCUAUCUUCCGGCGAUUGUAAGUGUAACAACGUAUUUCGAAAAAAAGCGCUCCCUGGCCACAGGCAUUGCAGUAUGCGGAGCAGGAUUCGGGACAUUCGCAUUUGCCCCAGUGAUUACUCUUCUUAUACAAGAGUUUGGCUGGAGAGGAGCUAUGCUCAUUACCGCUGGAAUAGUUUUGGAAUGUGCAGUUUGUGGUGCCCUAUUUAGACCAUUGGAAUACGAAAAGAAACAAGUACAAAGUAAUAGCUUCAACCCGCUGAAAAACAGUGAGGCAAAAACUGAUUUGCACUAUUCAGACGGCAACAAUUAUCUAGAAUUAUCGAACGGAAAUGCCAACUUGACAAGACCGCACAGUAUGAUUCACUUUUCUAUUCCAAAAGGCGGUAAGUCUGGAAUUGACGAUAAAUAUCAUCGUAAUCCAAAAAACAAACACAUGGGAACAACGCGACUUGCGUCUAGUCAUCCUGUAUUAAUAACGUCCACCCAAUCCGAAGGGAACGCAAGAGCGUUUGAAAGCCAAAGCUGGAGGAGAAGACCCAUUUCAAGACCAGAUGUAUUUUACCAAGGCAGUCUUCUAAACAUUCCUAAUUACCGUUCUCGCUCUGAACUCAAAAAGUCCACCGAAGAAGCUGAUCUCGUUGAAAGAAGACAUUCGCUUACCACAUUCAGACAUAAAUACACUGAUCCUGAAGUAAAAUCGUCGAAAAUAUGUUGUGGUAUGUUUUCGUGUUCGGAAGAAACGAAGGAAACUUUAACCGUGAUGAUGGACGUUUCCCUACUGAAAGAUGUAAUAUUCAUCAUAUUUUCUCUUAGUAACUUCCUAACGAGUAUAGGUUUCAAUAUUCCCUUCGUCUAUAUAAUAUCAAAAGCGAAAUUAUUGGGAUUAACGGCUGAAGAAGCCAGUUGGCUGAUUUGUAUAAUUGGAGCGUCAAAUACAGUAGGAAGAAUUGUACUUGGAUACAUUUCUGAUAAGCCAUGGGUCAAUCGACUUCUGGUGUAUAACUUGUGCCUAACAAUAUGUGGAGUGGCCACUAUGGUCAGUGCCUUCUGUCAGGAUUUCAUCACGCUCGCGAUUUAUGGAAUCGUAUUUGGUUUCACAAUCGGUGCGUAUGUGGGUCUAACUUCUGUUAUUUUGGUAGAUCUUUUAGGAAUAGAAAAACUCACAAACGCUUUUGGCCUUUUACUGCUUUUCCAAGGAAUAGCAUCUCUUGUGGGACCGCCCAUUGCAGGCUCAUUAUAUGAUGCUCUGCAUUCGUAUGAUCCCGGAUUUUGGGUAUCCGGAGCCACGGUGGCCUUAAGUGGCGUAGUGUUAUUUGUAAUACCUCCAAUACAAAGGCACCGCGCGAAAAACAACGCGAGAAGAACUAGUGAAGGUGAAAUAUAGCAAUUACUGCAACUUAGUUCUAGUAUAAAAUAUUACCAUUCGCUGUAAUGUUCCGUAUAAAAAAACAUCAUUUACACUGAAAUUCAUACAUUCAUACAUACACAUUACACAUAUCUUCUCAUAUUAUGUGAUAUGACCAAUCAGGCUGAUCUUAUAAUACUGACCACAAUGAAAUCUGGAAUUUUGUAAAUAUACCUAGUGCCGUUUUACAUUGCACGUGCCAGCAACUGUAGAGUGUAGAUACUAAUAGAAAAUAAAAUAAAAGUUAGAAAACAAUGAACACAUAAUUACAAAGGCAAUUUUUAUCGGUAUUACAAUUAAUUUAUUUUCUUUUUAUACUUCGUUCAAUAGUCAAACGCUUUCUUUCUAUGUAACAACUUGGUUGUUGUGUGAAGGUUUUUGUGGAAAGUUUAGAAAAGACAUCCACUUUCGUUCUCAUAAAGAGUGCCAUAGAUAGCUUUAAAAAUUUAGAUUAUUUAAGGGGCAGUUAUAUUAUAAUAUAUUACUACACAUAUAUAUUAAUUUUUUAUACUAAUUCUACAUAGAAUUGAUGGAACUACGUAGCGCAAAAGUAUAAAAAAAACUUCCUCAAGCCAAAAAUGACUACGACUUUUUGACUGUUUCAAGUGCGGAAGAAAUUAUUACAUUAUUAAACGCAAAAUGAAUUUUGCACUCAGGAAUGUAAUUUGUUUUGAUCAGUUUUUAAUCCAAAACUUCAGUAGCUGUAUGUUAUCGUUUCCAACAAUAUUUUUCAUAUUUCUCUUAAAUUUAUUCUCAUACUCACACCCUUUUUGUCUUCCAUCUUGUUAAUUUUCAAAAAAAAGGAUUGUGCGAAAGUGAACCUUAAAAUAAAUAUUAAGAAAAUUAAACUACUUUUCUUAUUAAUGUUUCACUUUGUUAGAAUUUCACCCUACAAUCGUUAAGGCCUAAAAUCGACCAGACAAAACUAAUUUUUUUCUGUCCAUCGGGAACAUAUUUUUUUCUGGACAAAAGGUACCCUAUGUCCUUUUUUGUACUC